This is a messenger RNA of Olea europaea var. sylvestris, 3773 nucleotides long. RefSeq names its product methyltransferase-like protein 1. The record is from RefSeq and is a predicted model, not a curated record. The transcript has 7 exons. Lineage: Eukaryota; Viridiplantae; Streptophyta; Magnoliopsida; Lamiales; Oleaceae. Gene Ontology annotation, cellular component: nucleus; RNA N6-methyladenosine methyltransferase complex. The coding region runs from base 224 to 3664 and encodes 1146 amino acids. Gene Ontology annotation, molecular function: methyltransferase activity; mRNA binding.
CGGGUCAAAUCACUCAACCCGAUUUCUCCCUCCGUCUUUCGCCUCUCCCCUGUAGACUCCGCAACUUCAAAAACUCCAUCUGGGAAUUCCUCCUCUCCGCCAACCUCCACUGUAGCCUCAUCACUUUUGAUGCUUCUUGUCUGCUGAUUAUUUGGGAUAAAUCGAAUUUUUUGCUUAUAUAAAGCUAAGAGAUUGAUUUUUUGAGGGUCCUUUUUUUUUGCCAAUGGGUUCACCUGAAUGCUCAAGGAGUUCUGCAAAACAGGAUGUAGAUGAGGAUGUAGAGGUGAACAUUGAUGGUGUCAGGGAUGAUGAUGAGUGGGAUGGUGUUGAUAAAAGAAAGCAUCGGUCAAGCAAGUCAAGGAAACCUGGAAGCAGUGAAGAUGCUGAUGGUUUGGAUCGUAGUGCUAGAAAAAGAAGCGCGACUGACAGACAUGAGAAUCGAAAGAGAGUGGCUGGUUUGAGCAGAGCUGACAGCGAUCAGGAUGACUAUGAAGCUAGAAAGGAGCGCUCUAAGCAGAUGAAGAAAAAAAUAGAAGUCAAUGCCUUGGAAAAAAUGAGCAGUUGGUAUCAAGAUGGAGAAGCAGAGAGUAAAUGUGAGAGCGGGGACAAAUCUGGGAGUAAAGUACAUAGUAGAGCUGAUGAAAGAGCCAGAAAGACAUCCAGUUCAAAGUACUCAGAUCAUGAUUUUAAUGUUGAAAAGGCUCAAGAAAGGGAUUCUAGAUAUUCAGAUAGAAGGGAUAGUGGCAGCGAAAAGCGACCUGGGUCUGUCGAGCAUGGAAGAAACUCUCAGAGAAGAUGGGAUGAGUCUGAUGCAAUUUGUAAGGAUAAUGAAUAUUUAGAAAAAUCUGGCGUAAGAAGUGGGAAGUCUUCUGAUCCUAAGCUGGAGAGUGCCAGAGAGAGAAGUGACACACUGAAAAUUGAGCCAGGCAAUAGCAAAUGCAAGGGUUUGGACCCAAUUGUUGAAAAAGGUAUUAAGGCUCAGGAGAGAGAGGAGAGAAGAGCCAAUUCAGAAAGGAGUAAGAGGGGAAAGUUUGAAGCUCUGGAGGACAUUGAGAUAAGUGCUUCGCAUGAAGAUAGAUCAAGUAAAGAGAGAUUUGAGGAGACUAGACUGCCAAUAAAUCCAACUAGUCAAGAUGUUGACAGUUCCAAUGUGUCCAGGAAACCUGAGCGGAGUGGAAGGCGUAAUUAUGAAUCUGACAAUUUUGACAUGAAUUAUGAAAGAAGUGCUAGUAUCAGGAGGAAAGAACAGGGUAAAGAUAGCUCGUGGGACGAUAGAUCAAAAGAAAGAGAUGACAGUUGGGUUGACAAAAGUAGGGACAGGGAAAAUAUUAAAGAUAACUGGAAAAGAACGCAAGGCAAAGAUGCAAGAGAUGGGGAAGUAGCCUACAGCCAGGGAAGAGAUUGGGAAUUUUCAAGGCGUGGACGUGAGAGGAUUGAUGGUGAAAGGCCUCAUGGUCGCUCCGGUGGUAGAAAAGAUGGAAGCAGGACUGAAGCUGUGAAAACCUCAUCAAAGUAUGGGAUAUCGAAUGAUAACUAUGAUGUGAUUGAGAUCCAGACCAAGCCGUUUGAUUAUGGAAGAGAGGAGUCUGAAUCCAUGUUUGUGAGAAGCAGUGAGGUUGUGCAAUCUGACACUAAAUUGGCCCCUGCUGCUGAAGAGUUUGGUUAUUCAAGGUCGGAAAAGUCAAGAAGCGCACCUGGAUCUGGAUCCUCUGGUGAAGGUUCAAAAGAAAGAUAUAUAGAUGGUGGCUUUACAAUGCCAGAUUCACGGAGAGACGACAUGGAUUAUCAGGCAGAAAAUUCUAGAGUCCAGAGAGGUGUUGGGUUGAAUCAUGGUGCUUCAGGCCAAAGUUCUAGCAGUGGCUUACAACUCCCACUUGGAAAUCUGGAGCCUGGUUCCUUCAGUAGAGGCGCUUUUCAAGGUGUCAGGGGAAGUAGAGUUGGUAGAGGGGGAAGGGGUAGGCCUCCAGGGAGAGAGAAUCAACAGGGUGGUAUUCCAAUGCCCUUGAUUGGAUCACCAUUUGGACCACUGGGAAUACCACCUCCUGGACCUAUGCAAUCUCUAACUCCUAACAUGUCCCCUGCUCCAGUUCCUCCAAUUCCUCCAGGCGUAUUUAUUCCACCAUUUCAACCUCCUGUUUGGCCUGGAGCUCGAGGUAUUGAGAUGAAUAUGCUUGCUGUUCCACCUGGUCUCCCACAUGUUCCUCCUGGGCCCUUGGGACCUAGAUUUCCCACAAAUAUCGGAAAUCCACCAAAUCCUGCUUUGUUUUUCAAUCCAUCAGGACCUGGAAGGGGAACGAGUCCUAGCAUGUCUGGCCCAAAUUUUAAUGCUAAUGCUCCAUCAGUUUGUGGGCAACCUCUAGACAACGCCUUUGGAGGCUGGGUUCCUUCUAGAUCUAAUGGAUCACAUGGUAAAGCUCCUUCUAGAGGAGAGCAGAACGAUUACUCUCAAAACUUUGUUGACACUGGUAUGCGUCCCCAGAAUUUUAUAAGGGAACUAGAGCUCACUAGUGUGGUGGAGGACUAUCCAAAGCUUCGGGAGCUUAUACAGAAAAAGGAUGAAAUUGUUGCCAAAUCUUCUUCUCCGCCUAUGUACUUUAAGUGUGAUCUACGGGAGCAGGUGCUUUCUCCAGAAUUCUUUGCGACCAAGUUUGAUGUCAUUCUCGUUGACCCACCUUGGGAGGAAUACGUUCAUCGAGCUCCUGGUGUGACUGAUCAUAUGGAGUACUGGACAUUUGAAGAAAUUAUGAAUCUCAAGAUUGAGGCAAUUGCAGAUACUCCAUCUUUCAUCUUCCUUUGGGUUGGUGAUGGCGUUGGGCUUGAGCAAGGCCGACAAUGUCUAAAGAAGUGGGGAUUUCGCAGAUGUGAAGAUAUAUGUUGGGUGAAGACAAAUAAAACAAAUGCAACCCCUGGAUUGCGUCAUGAUUCUCAUACUCUAUUUCAGCGCUCAAAGGAACACUGCUUGAUGGGAAUAAAAGGAACAGUGCGUCGCAGUACUGAUGGUCACGUAAUCCAUGCCAACAUUGACACUGAUGUAAUUAUUGCUGAGGAGCCUCCUUAUGGAUCAACUUCAAAGCCUGAAGAUAUGUAUAGGAUAAUUGAACAUUUUGCUCUUGGACGGAGAAGGCUUGAGCUUUUUGGUGAAGAUCAUAACAUUCGUUCUGGCUGGUUGACAGUUGGUAAAGGAUUAUCUUCCUCGAAUUUUAAUUCUGAGGCAUAUAUUAGGCGUUUCAUGGAUAAGGAUGGAAAAGUUUGGCAAGGAGGGGGAGGAAGAAAUCCACCACCAGAGGCACCACACCUUGUCCUGACUACUCCCGAAAUAGAGGCUCUUCGUCCAAAGUCGCCCAUGAAGAACCAGCUGCAAAUGCAACAGCAGCAAUCAGCAUCUAUAACCCUGACAACAUCAAAUUCCAACAACAAAAGGACUACCGGAAAUUCCCCCCAGGAUCAUAACGCACCAAAUCUAAAUCAAGAGGCCUCGAGCUCUAAUGUCUCGACUCCAGGUCCCUGGGCUUCACCAAUGCAAAGCUUAAAAGGAAGAGAGAGUGGCUAUAUGAGUUCUGAUGAUAGGGCUUUCGAUGUAUACGGUUAUAAUGCACCAUCAUUUGGUCCGGCUAAUGGAGACUUUUCGGAUUAUGAUACUCAGAGAGGAAUGAAUAUGUUGUAGCCAUUAAAUAAACAUUUGUUGUUCUGUUAACAUUUCUUGAAAUUUUGUUAUUUUGAUAAAAAUAUCAAUCUUUCAUAUGAAAAUGCCAUCCUUUUCAUAUUUUCUACUA